AUGCUUUCAGUCUCAGAUAUACAACUUGCCAUUUUGAAAUCUCUAUCUAACAAAAAGAGCAACUUUUCCAGUCAUCAUGAAUUGUGCAGAUAUUUAUGUUUCUUCCAGCUCCUAUACCUUGCUGUGUUAAACAAAUUUAUUCUGUUCUAUGUUUCAACAGGAGUAGCUAAACCAGAGCUUAAUGUCACCAGUACACCUGUGAAUGCCAUCAAGGGAAGAGAUGCUAUCUUACAAGUGACUUACUCAACCACUACUGGAAAUGCAAUUAUAGAGUGGAAAUUUGGGGGUAUUUUCAUUGGACUAAUGAAUACAAAUACACCUCAGCCGUCUCUCUCUCCUGGAUAUAAUAUAACUGAUACAGGUUCCUUGGUGAUUUACAACUCACAGUUUAAAGAUACCGGUGAUUAUAUGGUGUCACUAAAUAUUUUUGGACAGCCCACUAUUGUGAAACAUGUUACUCUAAAUGUAUAUGAGCCUAUCAGCAAAGUUUCAAUUGGACUAUUGUCACAGGAUAUUUUUGAAGGUACAGCAGUGACAUUGUCAUGUGAUGUCAAUGGUAACUGGACUUCCAUUAGUUGGAAACUAGGAAAUACUGCAGUACUAAAUGAUGAAAUCCAUAGAGCAAAUGGGAACACACUAAUGCUAUCAUCUAUCAGCAGAACAGAUGCUGGGAAUUACACCUGUACAGCUCAGAAUCCAUUUAAUACUUCCUCAGGCAGUAUACCUGUCACUGUAUAUUAUGGACCAGAUCAGCCUCAAGUGACAAUUUUCUCUGACAAAGACACAAAUCCUUCCCAGUUUGUGAUGGUAAACAGCACUGUGAUUCUUAACUGCACUACUGAUUCAAACCCACUUCCACAAUACUACUGGUACUUGAAUGAUUCACAAAAGUCUUUUCAAGAGGGCAGUCUUGUGCAGCUGAAUAGGGUCAACCUCAGCAUGCAGGGAGACUAUUCAUGCAAUGUAGCCAACGCAAAAACAAAAAUCAGUAAAAGAACCUCUGUUACAUUGCGUGUUUAUCAACUGCUAGAUGGAAAACCCAACUGCCAGCUGGUGUCCACAGCCAGUAACAGUGCUCUCCUGUUCCGCUGCAUCUGGAUGGGUGGAUACCCCCCAGCCAACUUGCAGUUUGCUGGUCUUGAGAAUAGCAUUUCAAAUAAUUCUUUCUUGGAACAGACCAUGACAAAUCUAGAUGGUAUCAAAGGAAAAAGUAUCACUUGUGUUGGAAAAAAUGUUAUUCAAGCUGAAAACUGCAGCAUCAUACCUGCAUCACCAUCUGACUUUAACUACGCCAAAAAUGUAUCAUACAGUGAUGGCACUGUGACAGCAGUACUUCAGAUGGCCGGUAACUCCAACCCGGCUGCUAAUAUCCAAUGGUUCAAAGGCAACCAGACAAUAAGCAAUGGAGGAAAGUACAACAUAUCAGCUGACACAUCUCGGCUCACCAUCUCGAACUUCACUUUGGAAGAUGACCUGGGAAGCUACCAUGCCAUCUGUCAGAAUCCUUUAGGUUCACAGUAUGUGGGCAUUGCCUUAACUCAGCCUGCUGUGACAGAUUUUACAAUGAAACCUAAUUCCAACAGAACUUCUGUGACACUUAAUUGGCAGGUACCAAGCACAGCAGUACUUACCAGUUUCUGGGUCCAGAUAAAAGGUCCAGCAAUUGCUCAGUCAGGCAGGGCUGCUGAUAACUGGUACACCUUUCAGAUACUGAACAGCACUACAUAUUCUACGGUGGUACAGCCUCUUCAGUCGAGCCAGAGCUAUUCCUUCCAAAUAAUACCUCGGUUAGGCAAUGGAGCCGGAACACAAUCAACGGUGCUGACCCUCAGCCCAAGUACAGAUUCUGGCUUGACUCCAGGACAAAUUGCUGGAAUUGUAAUUGGAUCAAUUCUGGCAUUCCUCCUACUCCUUUUCCUUUUGCUUUUAAUUUUCUGUUGUCUCUGCAAAAGAAAACGAAAACAGGAGAAGAAGGUCGUAUUUGAAGAAACAGCAGCACCAGCAAAAAUGCAAAAUAAUGAAAAACAUUCAAGUGACUUGACAAAUCAAGCAGCAACUCCCUCCAAUAUGGCAGCAAAUAAUGUGGCUAACAAAACCAGUUCAACUGGACGACCAGUGUCAAUGGCUAGCAGUUACUGGGAUGCAGGAUCAUUUAAUCAGAAUUAUGAUUAUGAUGCAGAUAACAGCAGUGCUGCAUCUGUUAACCACGAUAACUCAGCAGAAAAGUCUUUCAGAACAGCAACCAUGGUCUGACCGUUCAUUAUAUGUGAAUUAUUAUGCAACAGGAACACAUUUUCACAACUUCAGAACUUUUGUUGUAAAGCCAAACCGUUUACUUAAAAGGCAUGAUUUAUUUUGCACUGUUAGGUACAGUAUUGGAUAAUUUAUAUUGCACAAAGAAAGUGCAGAGUCUCAGGAAUUGUAUUGUCCCAGUAGCUGACUCAUUUACUCUUACAGCUGUACAAAAGCUGAUUUGCUUUACAAAAUUCAUAAUUUUCACUUAAAGCUUAAAGUAAUUAGGAAAUCAUGGUGGUAAAGAUUGUGAAUACUUGUGCAUUAUAAGCCAAAGUGAAAUGGAUAUUAGCAUAUUGCUUAUUGAAGAUAUCGGUGAUAUAUACAAAUGUAUACUUGUGAAAUUCCCAAAAUGGGAACUCUGAAAGUUUUUUUUUCUGGUAAUGAUAAUGCUGUUAUUACAAAAAGCCAUUUUUAGAUUGUACCAUUUUUUUUACUUUGACUUGAUAUGGAGAACAAAUCAUGUGCCAGACUAAUACUAGAUAUGUUCUAUAGUUCUUAUGUAUAUCUUUAUUAAUUAGACACAGAUCUUGUCAUGUCUGAAGUAUAUGAAGUAAAAUUGUCUAAAAGAGAGACCAAAGGGUUGAUGAAGUUGUCUUGUAAUACAGGAUAUAACUAUUGACUGUAUGUUUUUGUACUAUUACAGUAACACACACAGUAUUAGGGUACAGUUUUGCAUACUCUUGUACUAGUUAGCAUCCUAUAGUAUCGGUAUUGAGCAGAAGGUUAUGUUGCAUGAAAUGAUAGCAUGAUCACUGGAUUGAGACUUUUAACAUAUGUCUCACUCUAAGAACAAUAUAAACGAUGCAAUAAAACUAUUACUGACAUCAUCUUAUAAAACAAUGUCCUAAUUAUACUGAAUUUAUUGUAUGCCUCUUUUGUAUCUUGCAAGAAAGUAGAGCUAAAGAAAUAAACUACAUGUAGUGUA
Molecule: messenger RNA, 3220 nt
Organism: Protopterus annectens (West African lungfish)
Lineage: Eukaryota; Metazoa; Chordata; Ceratodontiformes; Protopteridae
Product: V-set and immunoglobulin domain-containing protein 10-like
Exons: 10
Coding region: 1-2253 (750 amino acids)
Molecular function (GO): protein binding
Source: RefSeq, a predicted model, not a curated record